UCCUGUCAAAAUUGCCAUUCUGCGGUUUCCUGGCUGUGCGCAAUUCUUGGCACCCCUCCGUCUGCUUUUGUACGGUUAGUCGCCUGUCUUCCAUCGACCGCGGCAAAUCAUCCGAAGACGGUCUCUGCAACCGUCAUAUCUUCCCAGCCAUUCCUCUUCCUCCACCACGCGCAACCAUUCCCAGCUUAGAGCUUCGGUCCAACUCGACCUCUUGAAAACGUACACAGUCUAUGGACGCAAGGCAACAAGACUACCCGCAGUCAGGUUUGAGCUCACCGUACCCAACCUUCUCUGAACCACCUUCUGAGGAUACCUUUGCAGAUCAAGCAUCUGCUGCGCAAUACCCUCCUCAAGGUCAAGACCCUCGAGCUGCGAACCUCACACCCACUUCCGACUACAGCAGCCUCCCACCGUCCGCUAGGUCAGGCUCUUUCCCGGAAUACAUUCAACGCUCGUACCAACCAGGCGCUCAAGGACAAGCACCCGGAGAUCCAUCGAUUGCUGCCCAGACGAGCCCGACCUACCCUCACCAGCAGCAAUACUCGCCCUACACCCCUCACCACGAUAUGCAGCACUACCCGGGACAUCCGCAGACUCCAAUGUACGGGCAGCGUCCUGAGUGGGCUGGUCAAUAUGCUCAGCCUGGCAUGCACUACGGUCAUCCAGCUUCAUCCGGUCCACCGGCCCCCGCAAUGGUGUCGCCUGUCCAAAGACCUCCAACCGGCGGUCACCCUUUGUCUACCGUCUACUCAUUUGUGCCCAUACCAGGUGCGCAACAGCACAAGCGACCGCGCCGACGUUAUGAAGAGAUCGAGCGCAUGUAUAAGUGCGGCUGGAACGGAUGUGAAAAGGCUUACGGCACUUUGAACCAUCUGAACGCGCACGUCACGAUGCAAUCGCACGGCGCGAAGCGAACACCAGAAGAGUUCAAGGAGAUACGCAAAGAAUGGAAGGCCAAGAAGAAGGAGGAGGAGGCUCAGCGCAAGGCUGACGAUGAACGCCAACGCGCUGAGAUGCACCAGCACGCGCAGCAGCAGCGUGUUGCGCAUGACGGUGGCCCACCCGAGGCACCUGUCUACGGACAGAUGCGCCAGGCUGUAGGCGUUCCCGGCCAGCAGCCUCCGCACCCUCAGCUGCCACCCAUUGGGUAUCAGCCGGCUGCCUCUGGCACUUCGGCUGCUCCUCAGUACGGCACGCACAGUCCGGGUCUUCCUGAGGGCAUGGCACAUUAUCCCCAGUCGCCAUACGGCCAGAACCCCCAGAUGUACCAGCAAGGUCAUUAGGAAGAUCAACAAAACAGCGAUUACGACACGAAUGAUGAGCGACUUGACGCUGAUUCGGAAAUGACUCUACGCAACCUCCCUCAUUAGUCUCGAGGUCUGCUAUGGGGCUAUUAUCAUCUACACGAGUAGUCGGUCGCACUAUGAGACAGGUAUGGGCUGGUUCAGCAUUUUAUACACAGGUCGGGGGUUGCAUUUACAACUGGCGGCGGCUGUAUCCC
This is a messenger RNA of Didymella exigua CBS 183.55, 1501 nucleotides long. RefSeq lists its product as uncharacterized. Gene Ontology annotation, biological process: regulation of DNA-templated transcription. Bases 231 to 1283 code for a protein of 350 amino acids. The transcript has 5 exons. NCBI's taxonomy places the organism in Eukaryota, Fungi, Ascomycota, Dothideomycetes, Pleosporales, Didymellaceae. The record is from RefSeq and is a predicted model, not a curated record.